AUGAAAGUUACUCUGCUUGCUGUGGUUACAUUGACCGCAGUGGCAUCCCUUGCCGGCGCUGCUGAUCCUGAAUGCGUUUACCGCAAGCUACGUGGACUGUCACCACAUUGGCCAAAUCCCAGCAGCUGUUCCAGCUAUUAUCGUUGUUCCACCAAGAAUACUGUGCGCUCCAUAAACUGCCCCACCGGCAAGGAGUAUAAUUCGAAAACUGGCAAAUGCUCAACAGCAGGACGUGGUCUAUGCAAACUGAGCCUGGCCGCGCCCCUGGCGGAUGCCGCCAAUAUUUGUGCCGACGAGGUGAAUGGCGCCUAUUUGUUGAAGACUGGCUAUUGCAAGGACUUCUAUAUCUGUGAUCAGCAGCUGGCGUAUGCCCAGGCAUGCGAUGCUGGCAGCUACUUUGAUAUCCAGACAAAUGGUUGCGUUCCAGACCCAGACGCGGAGUGCUGGCAAAAUAAGUGCGUGGACAAAGAAAAUGGUGAGUUUUUGCCCAGCAACACAUCCUGCGCCAGCUAUUACGUCUGCCGGGAUCAGGAGGCGACGCUGCAAUCCUGCGCCAGUGGCACCUACUUUGACACCACCCUGUUGGCCUGCGUCGUUGAUGAGAAUAACUCGCAAUGCUGGGAGAACUUCUGCAUUGGCAAGCCCGAUGGCUCUGCGGUGGCUGAUGAGGACGACUGCACUAUCUUCUAUAUGUGCUCAGGGCAAAAGGCAACCGCUCAAGAGUGUCCAACUGGCAGCUACUUCGAUGUAUCGGGUCCGCACUGCAUACCCGGCACAUGCCCCGACAAAAAUAGCACAACAACCACUACCCUGGCUCCACCCUCAGAGUGUGACUGCGCCGAUGGCUCCAGUCAUGGAGAGCUAGUUCCCAAUCCGGACAACUGCCGUUUAUAUUUUAAAUGUUUAAAUGGUGAACUGGUGCCCGGAGAUUGCCAACGAGGCAACUAUUUUGAUCCUGAGAUCAGAGUAUGCGUGAUAGACAGCAAUAACUGCUGCCCCGACAGCUCAACUUCGGACUGUGUGGAUGGCGAUGUGACUGACAAUGCAGAGAAUUGCAAUCAGUAUUAUGAGUGCGAAAAUGGCAACUGGCAGUCAAAGACCUGUCCAAGCGGAUCCUAUUUCGAUAUUGAUCUUUCCACUUGCGUAAUAGAUGUGGACAAUGUGUGUCCACAAUGCGAUACUGGCAGCGAUUCUGACUCUGGCUCUGGCUCCGGCUCUGGCUCAGACUCUGGCUCCGGCUCUGGCUCCGGCUCAGGUAACGACACCGUCAUCGUUACACCAUCUGUGCCCGGUCGAGAGACUCCUAUUGUUGUGGGUGGUGAGUGCAAGGAUAUCAAGGCAGCUGUUGCUGCAGACAACUGUUGGAGCUAUGUUGCCUGCAUCAGUGGCAUCUGGAAGAAGGAAUCCUGCAUUGGUGGCUUCUAUUUUGAUGCCUCCGUGGGCAUUUGUCGCACGGAUGACAACAAUCUAUGCCCCGAGAACAAGCUGUUGCAGCCGAAUUCGCGCAGCAAGCGUGCAGCAGACAGUGACUGCACUUGCCCCAAUGGCAUGGCUGAGGGCAGCAUGGUUGCGCAUCCAACCGACUGCGACAAGUAUCAACUGUGUCAUGAUGGCGAACUGAUCGACGGCACCUGCGGUCAGGGCAAUAUAUUCAGCAAUAGUGAGGGCGCCUGUGUACCUGACACUGAUGCCACCUGCUGGAUAUGUCGCAACAGGCCGAACGGCUAUCAGAUGAUCGACCCUGCUGAUUGUACCUCCUACGUGACCUGCUCUGAUGGAUUGGCUGUGCCUGCCACUUGCCCAACCGGCGAGUGGUUUGAUGGCAGUGCCUGCAGAAUCGAUGUCACUGGACAGUGCAUAAAUCCCUGCAGUUGUGGAUCCGGUAAUGUGGCACAUCCCAUCUGCUCCAAAUACUAUCAUUGCACCGACGGAGUGCCACAAGUGGUUGAUUGCGCUGUGGGCGAAGGUUUCGAUUCAGCGACUGGCAAAUGCUCCAGCAAAGUCUCGUGCAGUGCUAAUCUGUGCGCCACAGCUGACAAUAACGCCGCCUUCCCUGUCGCCGACGAUGACACAAAGUUCUACUUGUGUCUUGACAAUGUCGCCACAAUUCGUUCCUGCCCUGCGGACGCGAUAUUUGACCCAACCUUGUUGAUUUGUCUGGCCCAGCCUAGUAGCUCCUGUGAUCAAUCGGUAUGCACGAAAAACACACUGAACCAGGCUUACCCGUCGCUAACUUGUGAUAACAGCACGUUCUGUCUCUGCGAAAGCGAUGGCGCCUACUUGCAGAACUGCCCAUCUGGUUAUACGUUCGAUGAAACGCUAGAAAUAUGCACAUUUACGGGUCCUUGCGAUCCUCUAGCGUGUCAGGGCAAAGAUGAAUACUCCGUUUCGGUAAACUAUGAUGAUCCGGAUAGUUUUUGUGUAUGCCGCGUCAACCAACCCAUACCCGUACCCUGCCCGAUUGGAUAUAGCUUCAAUGGGACACUACUCCUGUGCGUGCUAGCACCACAGCCAGAUCCCAGAUGCUGUCGCAACUAUUGUGUUGGUAAGACAGAUGGUGACACAUUCCCAGCCCUUAAUUCAGAAACUGGAUUCUGUUACUGCUUAUCAGAGGUGCCCACGUUUAGUGAAUGCCCGCCCGGUAAAACAUACGAUGACUCUUUAGGCAUUUGCUUGGACUCAGCUGCGGAUAACUCAUGCAUCUGCAAUGAGUGCGACUCCACAACGUGUGCUGAUAAUAUAAUACCGAAUAUAGUUUUCCCAGCUAAAAGUACCGUAGAUGGCUUCUGCACCUGUAAGGACUUCUGCGCUGAAUAUACCCUUUGUCCUACUGGCAAGGAAUUCGACACAGAACUACUGAUUUGCUUGGAGACGGGUCCAGAAGUCUGUGAUGCGACACAGUGUGAUACUCUUGCCGAAAAUCAGCCAUAUGAAGCAAGCAAUGGCACUUUGGGCUUCUGUUACUGUCAGGGAGGAAUACCGAAUUACAGUCUUUGCCCUGAUGGUAAGGUGUUUGAUGCUGUCCUGGAAAUAUGCCUGGAAUCAAAUUGCUUAUCAAGCCAAUAUUGUGACUCGGAUAAGUGUUCAUGCCUUCAGGAAUAUGACACGUUCCCCUCAUCGAACGAAGAGGACGACACAAGCUUUUGUGUAUGUAUUAACGGCACGGCAAUCUAUAGGAACUGCGAUAACGGAAAAGUUUACAAUGCCACCGAAGGAAUCUGCGAACUAAUUGAGGCACCUAGCACCGUUUGUACCAAAGGAAAAUGUGCAAAACUGGCUGAUCACUCCACCUACGCUGCUCUGAACACAAUUUCAGGCUUUUGCCUGUGUAUCGAAGGCAUCGCCAUCUUUGAGUCCUGUCCAGUGGGCAAGGAAUACAAUGCCACAUUGGAAUUAUGCCUGGAACCAGAUACCAAAACCAAUCUAAAAAUGGCUUGUGAUGCCUCUCAGUGCAACAACCUCGCUGAAUUAACCACUUUUGCAGCCAGGGAUUCGGUUAAUGGUUUCUGUACAUGCCAGGCUGUAGGCGUUGCCACCUAUCAGAGCUGUGGUGAAUUCCACAUCUUUGAUCAGACCUUUAACGUUUGUGUGGUCGAUGCCUGCGAUCCGGCGCUCUGCAGAACUCGUAACAAAUUUGACACAUUCGCAGCAAGGAAUACGACCAAGGGCUUCUGCUCCUGUGAUAUAGUGCCCACAUAUUAUCAUUGCUCCGCUGGACACAUCUUUGAUGUUAACACGGGCGUCUGUGUGGAUGAAGUGACGGCCACUGUUGCUGCCUGUGAUCCUCGUGAUUGCUUGAAUCGUGCACAAUUCGAGGCAUUUGCAGCGAAGAAUACUUCCGAAGGAUUUUGCUCGUGCGAUGGAAAGGCGGAAGUUGUCACAUAUCACAAAUGCACAGACGGUAAACUCUUUGAUCGCAACUUGAACAUGUGCCUGAUCAAGGAACAUGGCAUACGGAAAAGAUCUGUGGAGCCGGAGGAAAAAUUCGUCUGCGAGGUGAAUAUGAAGCGUUCCGUGCCAGCGAACUGUUCCCAAUACGAGAUUUGCCUUGACGGAAAUUGGCGCAGACGCACUUGCUCCGAGGCGCGUUAUUACAAUCCUGAGCAACAGCUUUGCUUGGAGCCGCGUGAUGACAUGGUCUGCAGCUAUGCGCGAGUGCCGGGCUUGCCGCCCUGCGGCCCGAGCACCGAAUCCGAGACGAUACCGACCACAGAUGACAAGGGCAACUGUCUGCAAUAUUUUCGCUGUGCGGCAGGCAAAUGGCGGCUGCGCAGCUGCCCCAGGCGCCACUACUAUGCAGCGCACUUAAACACGUGUCUGCCCAUGCCGGAAUUUGAGGGCGAGGAUUUUUGCGGCUGGUUCAAUCGUAGCGAGACCAAAGUGAAAGUUGAGUGCCAGCAUCUGACAGUGCGUCCCUAUCCAAAUGGCUGUGAUAAGUUUUUGAUGUGCAUGGAAAACUCCUGGUGGAUUCAGCAGUGUCCGCUGGGCAUGUACUUCAGCCGUGUGGCCAACUACUGCCUGCCAAACGAUGCCAAUCAGUGCCGCCUGAACGUUAGUCAAGUGGAAUCCACUGGCUGCUUGCAUGGACAAAAACGCGCCUUGGCCACCAGCUGCCACUUAUACGAACAGUGCGUCAAUGGGCGAUGGAUUGGCAAGUCGUGUGGCCAAUCUGAUCAGUUCGAGCCCUUGCUCGGCUGUGUGGCCAACGACGGCAGCUGCCAGGGCAGCGGCUUGCGCCGAUCCUGCCAGCAAGGCGAGCUGCGUGCUUUGCCCCUGCCCGAUAUUAAUUGCACCCAGUUCUUUUACCACUGCGAUGCAGACGAGUGGCAUCUGGGCAGCUGUUUGCGUGGCCAGAGCUACGCUCGGCAGCUAAACAAAUGCCAGCCUUUGGCGAAAUGCCAAGCUCAGACCACGAGCAGCAGCAGCAGCAGCUGCGUGGGUCAGCCCGAUGGCCAGAGUGUUGCGCAUGCGGAGGACUGCACGCGUUUCUAUCUGUGCCUGCAGGAGCAGCCCGCCUUGUUGCAAAGCUGCGCCUCCGGCAGCUUUUUCGAUGCCAGCCUGGGCUACUGUCGACCCAACGAUGGCAGCUGUCAGCAAAUUGAAUCGCUGUGCGUUAAUAAUACGUCUGGCGGCCUGAUAGCGCAUGCUCACAACUGCCGCGCCUAUUAUAAUUGCUCCAGCCACACUCCUAAUGCCAACUCCAGCUCCAGCUCCGGUCAUAAUGCCGUCCAGUUGCUAUAUUGUCCGACGGGUGAGUACUUUAACAAGCAGCUGGCGCAAUGCCGCCCGGAUCAGGGUCAGUGUCUACAGAAAUCUCUGCCAGAUUCGCUGGCGAGCCUAGAUCUAUGCAAGAAGACGGCUCAUGGCACCCGGCUGCCUCACCAGCUUUACUGCAACCAGUACUACGCCUGUGUGCAUGGACUCGCCAUUCUGGCUGAGUGUGAGUCCAAAAUGCGCUUCAAUGCAACUGUGGGACGCUGCGAGCCUGAGCCGAGUUCCGAGUCGGAUGUGCGCGCCACGCAGCUCUGUCAGCGUGGUAAGCUAGAUGAAAGUGGAAACAAUAGUGCUCUCUUCAGCUGCGACAGUCUGCAGGAUGGCAGCUACGUGGCCGACUAUAGGAACUGUACCAGGUACUAUAUUUGCGCGGGGGGUGUGCCCCUUGUUCAACGCUGCGGCGCAGGUGCCUACUUUGAUGCGGAGCAGUUGCUGUGCACCCCAGACGACGGCUCCUGUCCUUAUGUAAUCACUGAGGGGAAUCAGAAUGCGACCAAUACAAGUCUGGGCAGCGAUCAUGAGCCACCAAAUCCAGUACUGUGCGAGGGCAAACAUGGACACCUACUGCCGGACUUAGCUAAUUGCAACAACUUUUACAUUUGCGUCUCAAACAAAAUGCGCUGCGAGCGCUGCUACGCGGGCUACUUCUUCAACGCCACACUGCAGCAGUGCCAGUCCUUCGAGCUGACCACUGACGAGGAGCUUGAUGGACAGGCGAAAAAUCCAGAGCUGAAGACGGAGCUCAUGGAAUCUAAAUUGGCUGAUUCACAGCCGGCAGAAAAAUGCAGCGAUGCGCCCACCGACUUCGCCAAUCUCUGCGAGGUGAUCGGCGAGGGCGCCUCCAUAGCCGAACCGGGCGACUGUCGGCGUUACAUCAGCUGCGACGAGGACGAGCCCAUAUCGCAGCGUUGCCGCAAUGGCGAAAGCUAUGACAGCCUGCUGGGCAUCUGCCGGCAGAAUGACGGCACUUGCCUCAUGGAGAACGGCGAGCGUGUGGGCGUCUGCAAUGGCAGGCAUGGCCAGCUAGCACGGGACACACAGAACUGCCGCGGCUACUUUGUGUGCCUGCAUGGCCAGAAAAUCGAGGCUGAGUGCGAGGCAGGGCAAUUCUUCAGCAAGGCAACAAGCACUUGCGAAUUAGAUAUUCUUCAGCAGUGCAGCAACAAUUCUAACGAGUUGGGAAAAUCAAAGUCCGAAGAGUAACCACUGGGCUAGUUCUCUUAUCAAACCAACUAAAUAUCCUACUAUAAUUCGGAUUUAUAUAUCUAUGCUUAU
Molecule: messenger RNA, 6549 nt
Organism: Drosophila virilis
Lineage: Eukaryota; Metazoa; Arthropoda; Insecta; Diptera; Drosophilidae
Product: fibrillin-1
Cellular component (GO): extracellular region
Molecular function (GO): chitin binding
Source: RefSeq, a predicted model, not a curated record